Messenger RNA from Helobdella robusta, 1111 nucleotides. RefSeq lists its product as hypothetical. NCBI's taxonomy places the organism in Eukaryota, Metazoa, Annelida, Clitellata, Rhynchobdellida, Glossiphoniidae. Gene Ontology annotation, cellular component: recycling endosome. Gene Ontology annotation, molecular function: GTP binding; GTPase activity. The transcript is spliced from 7 exons. The record is from RefSeq and is a predicted model, not a curated record. Gene Ontology annotation, biological process: exocytosis. The coding region runs from base 313 to 948 and encodes 211 amino acids.
AAAAAAAAAACACUUUAAAAUUGUUGAGUAAACUGUUGAUUAAUAUGAUUUUAAUCAUUCAUUUUACGAGAUAUUCUGAAUAACUAUUUCAAAAUAAUUUUAAAUUGGGAGUGUUCUUAUUUAAAUUCAUCAUUUAAAUUUCACAAACUUUCAAACAACUUCUGACAGUUCUGACAGCUGAAGAGUGAAGUGAAAACUUAAAAAACUUAAAAACUUAAAAAUUAAUUUAGAAAAUAAAUCUUUAUUUAUAUUUUUAUAAAAUAGAAUUUUGGUUAGGGGACGUUAGUGAAUUAGGAAGUGGUUUACAACAGAAUGUCUUUCCAAGGACCUGAAGAAUAUGAUUACCUUUUUAAAAUUGUCCUAAUUGGUGACUCUGGAGUGGGCAAGUCCAAUCUGUUGUCCAGAUUCACGCGGAAUGAGUUCAACCUGGAGAGUAAGAGUACCAUUGGAGUUGAGUUUGCAACAAGGAGCAUUGUUGUGGAAGGGAAAAAGUUGAAGGCUCAGAUUUGGGACACGGCAGGCCAGGAAAGGUUCAGAGCCAUCACCAGCGCGUACUACAGAGGAGCCGUGGGAGCGAUGUUGGUGUAUGAUAUCGCUAAACAUGCCACAUUCGAGAACAUUGAUAGGUGGUUGAAAGAGUUGCGUGACCACGCUGACGACAACAUCGUCGUAUUGCUGGUCGGAAACAAAACUGAUUUACGUCACUUGAGGGCAGUCAUGUCCGAAGAUGCCGCUGAAUACGCUGAUCGUAACAACCUGAUAUUCAUUGAAACGUCUGCCCUGGACUCCACAAAUGUCGAACACGCAUUCCAGCAGUGCCUUAAUGAGGUCUACAAAAGAGUGGCCGACCGACAUUUCUCGAACGUAAACAUCGGUCAGACGACCGCACUGCCCACCACCAACCUCCAAUCAACCAUACUCGAGAAGAAGUUCUGUUGCAACUCAUGAAUAUUAAUUAACCUACCUACCACUUCAUGCAUAUUAAUGAACCCUACAUGCAUAUUUAUGAAUCUCUAUUUCAUAUUUAUGACCCCCUACAUGCGAAUUAGUGUAUCAUCUAUGUAUACAUAUUAAUGAUUGAAAACUAUUUACAUACAGAUAUUGAACUUAU